CAACAAGGAAAAAACAGGUAGCCAAAGUCGUCGGGACGAGGGAGAGUUGGGGAAAUUUUAUCCUCUUUAAUUUUCCUGCGCAAUAAAGAAGAAUCUUUGGUUAACUUGCUUUCCUCCAAGUUUCUUUAAUUCGAAAGCAAGCAUUACUGUGUUCGAUGGCUGUAGUCGUCGAAGCCCACUUGCAGGAAAAAAGGGCCAACUUUUGCUAAGUGUUUGAUCAUUCAUUUCUGUUGUGGGACUGUGGUUUGCUUCCUCUACAAGCGAUAUGGCCUUGACAAAAUUGCUUCUGUUGUGCCCCUUUUUCUAUUACAUAUUUUUGUGUGAAUUGAUUUUCUUCAUGUGGAUAUUUAAAAUCUUUUGAUUUCCUGCCCAAAGCUUGCUUUUCUCUGGUAGGGUUUGAUUUUCGAACUCUGUGGUGGAAGCAAUUUGGGAGUAUUCUUCGAUUUCGAAAGGUAUUGCAGAAAAGCUCAAUCGGUCAAUCCCACCAUAAUUUUCUUCUGAAACGAGGAUUAAUGAUUGCCAGUGACUUCCCACUGAUGAAUCUCCUGAAUUCUGGAUUCUUGGCUUUCAUUUUCGUUAGUCUUGUAGCUGCCUCGCAGACUUGUCAUCCAAAUGAUUUGUCAGCCCUUAAGGAUUUUGCAGGGCAGUUAACCAACGGUUCUGUAAAAUUCCAAUGGCUGAAUGAAUCGAAUUGCUGUGGAUGGGAAGGAGUUGUCUGCGGAAAUGGAGUCGACAAAUCAGGAUUGGGCAGAGUGAUCGAGCUGAGUUUAUCAGGCAAAGGCUUGAAAGGAGUGGUUUCAGCAUCCAUUUCCAAUUUGGAUAACCUGAAAUCGCUCGAUCUUUCGUACAAUUCUCUCGAAGGCGAAAUACCUUCGAAAUUCUCCAAUCUGAAGCAGCUGGAAGUCCUUGAUUUCAGCCAUAAUGUUCUUGUCGGAACAGCAUUCGGAUCUAUUGCUGGUUUGGAAUCAAUUCAGUCGCUCAAUCUAUCCGGAAACUCAUUCAAUGGAAGUUUAAAUGAUUUCGGGAUAUUCCCAAAUCUUUUCGCAUUGAAUUUGAGCAACAAUUUCUUCAAUGGUCAGCUCAACACAAGAAACUGCAGCUUCUCCAGCAAAAUCAGAGUUCUUGAUUUAUCUCGGAAUCAUUUCACCGGUGGAAUUCAAGGCUUCGACGCUUGCAGCCGGUUAAUUCAGCAGCUUCAUCUUGAUUUCAAUUCGUUUUCUGGUGAAAUUCCUGAUUCGCUUUACUUGCUGUCCUCUUUAGAGCUGCUGUCGAUUUCUGUAAAUAAUUUUUCCGGCGAGCUCAGUGAGAAAAUCGGCAACCUUUCCAACCUCAAAGUGUUGGUUUUAUCCGGGAACCGGUUCUCAGGCUCUCUGCCUAAUGUUUUUGGGAAUUUAACUCAUCUCGAGCUGUUUAUUGCAUAUUCGAAUUCAUUCGACGGUUUGUUGCCCUCGACUUUAUCACUUUGCUCUAAGUUACGGGUGCUAGAUCUCCGCAACAACUCACUUUCUGGUCGAAUUGAUCUUGAUUUUUCGGGGCUCUCUAAUCUCUGUACACUCGAUUUGGGAACUAAUCGUUUUAUUGGAUCAUUACCAGAGUCGCUCUCUCGCUGCCAAGGAUUGGAAGUUGUGAGCCUUGCUCGAAACAAUUUAAGUGGUUCGAUCCCACCUAGCUAUGCUAAUCUGUCGUCUCUUAAAUUUCUCUCGCUGUCGAACAAUAGCCUUGCUGAUUUAUCGAGAUCCUUAUCUGUGUUGAAGAAUUGCAGGAACCUCACCACCCUUAUACUCACGAAAAAUUUCCAUGGUGAAGAGAUUCCCGAAAAUGUGUCUGGAUUCGAAAGCCUCCUUCUUCUUGCCCUGGGAAACUGCGGCCUGACCGGUAGGAUCCCAAAUUGGCUGUCGAAUUGCCGGAAGUUGCAAGUCCUCGACUUGUCGUGGAACCGUCUGGACGGCAGCAUGCCUUCCUGGAUAGGCCGGAUGGACGGUUUAUUCUAUUUGGAUUUAUCUAACAAUUCAUUAACCGGCGGGAUUCCAAAAAGUGUGACGGAGCUCAGAAGCCUUAGCUCUGUCAACGGCUACGCCUCGAGCCUUAAUGCUUCGACUGGUAUCCCGAUUUUUGUCAAGAGAAAUCAGACCGGCACAGCCUUGCAGUAUAAUCAAGCUUCGAGUUUCCCUCCGUCGAUAUUUUUGAACGACAACCGGAUAAAUGGAUCGAUUUGGCCUGAAAUUGGGCAGUUGAGGCAGCUCCAUGUCUUGGAUCUAAGUCGGAAUAACAUAUCCGGGACCAUUCCCAGCUCGAUAUCGGAAAUGGUGAAUCUCGAGACACUUGAUUUGUCGGACAAUGAUCUCCACGGAUCGAUCCCUUCAUCGUUCAACCGCCUCACUUUUCUCUCAAAGUUUAGCGUCGCGAAUAAUCAUCUCGAGGGGCCUAUUCCAACCGGGGGACAAUUCUUUAGUUUUCCGAGCUCGAGCUUUGAGGGAAAUCCUGGACUUUGUGGGAAGUUAAUUUCAUCUUGUAUCGACAAAAACUCGGAUAAUACUUCUUUGUCUCAUCGACAUGGAAAAUUUGGUCAGGGAAGUAUUCUCAGUAUAACACUCAGCGUUGGGAUUGCGAUGGCUUUGAUCGUAGCAGUUCUUGUAAUAAAAAUAUCGAGAAAUGAUGUUAAAGUUCCGACUGAACUUUCGGAGGAGGAAAUCAGCCAUGGAUUUACCGAUGCAUUUGGGCCUCCGAAGCUGGUUCUUUUCAAGAAUGCCGAGUGUCGGGAACUCACAGUUCUUGAUUUGCUUAAGUCGACUAAUAACUUCAACCAAUCGAACAUCGUUGGUUGCGGAGGCUUCGGAUUAGUUUAUAUGGCUGAUCUUCCUAACGGCGCUAAAGCAGCGAUCAAGAGGCUUUCUGGAGACUGCGGACAAAUGGAACGCGAAUUUCAAGCCGAAGUCGAAGCUCUCUCAAGAGCGCAGCACAAAAACCUCGUCUCGCUUCAGGGCUAUUGUCGCUGUGGGAACGACCGGCUGCUAAUCUACUCUUACAUGGAAAAUGGAAGUCUCGACUACUGGCUGCACGAAAGAGUCGAUGCAAGUUCUUUUCUUACAUGGGAUACUAGGUUAAAAAUUGCACGUGGCACAGCUCAUGGCUUGGCGUACUUGCACAAAGAGCCGAACAUAAUUCAUAGAGACAUCAAAACGAGUAACAUCCUUUUGGACGAGAAAUUCGAAGCUCAUUUAGCCGAUUUUGGGCUCUCGCGGCUACUCCGCCCUUACGACACUCAUGUAACGACAGAUUUAGUCGGUACUUUGGGGUACAUUCCGCCGGAAUACAGCCAGACAUUGACGGCGACUUUCAGGGGCGACAUAUACAGCUUUGGAGUUGUUCUACUUGAGCUUCUUACCGGUAGGCGACCUGUCGAGGUGUGUAAGGGAAAAAGUUGCCGGGACCUUGUUGCGUGGGUGCAUCAAAAGAAAUUCGAGAAAUCGGAGGAAGAGAUAUUUGAUUUGACUCUUCGAGGUAAAGAUUGUUAUGACAACAACAAACAACUGAUGAUUGUGCUCGGUAUUGCUUGUAAAUGUUUAGACCGUGAUCCUCGGAGAAGACCCUCGAUCGAUGAAGUUGUAUCGUUGCUAGAUGCGGUCGAUAUUUAGGAAUAGGACAUUCUCCUAUAAUCGAGACAAAAGUUUGUUCAAUUUCGAUGUAUAUUGUAUAGAAUGCAUUUGAUCCGGUUUGUUCUUCAA
Molecule: messenger RNA, 3725 nt
Organism: Andrographis paniculata
Lineage: Eukaryota; Viridiplantae; Streptophyta; Magnoliopsida; Lamiales; Acanthaceae
Product: phytosulfokine receptor 2-like
Exons: 3
Coding region: 513-3635 (1040 amino acids)
Biological process (GO): protein phosphorylation
Molecular function (GO): ATP binding; protein kinase activity; protein binding
Source: RefSeq, a predicted model, not a curated record